Messenger RNA from Leptidea sinapis, 810 nucleotides. It is a transcript of the gene ninaA, whose product is annotated as peptidyl-prolyl cis-trans isomerase, rhodopsin-specific isozyme-like. NCBI's taxonomy places the organism in Eukaryota, Metazoa, Arthropoda, Insecta, Lepidoptera, Pieridae. Bases 59 to 769 code for a protein of 236 amino acids. The transcript is spliced from 6 exons. Gene Ontology annotation, biological process: protein peptidyl-prolyl isomerization. Gene Ontology annotation, molecular function: peptidyl-prolyl cis-trans isomerase activity. The record is from RefSeq and is a predicted model, not a curated record. Gene Ontology annotation, cellular component: intracellular membrane-bounded organelle.
CAGAAUUUAUGUCGCGACUCUUCGCGCUUGAGAUUUUAUAGCCUUAUAAAUAUCAGAUAUGAAUUUACAUUUGUUUCGCAUUUAUAGUAUAGUAGCUCUUUUGAAUUUAUUUACUUAUAUAAACGCCCGAGAAUUUAGAGUCACUGACAAAGUAUUUCUCGACUUUCAAAGCGAAGAUAAAGCGUUAGGCAGAGUUGUUAUUGGGUUAUUUGGUGAUUUAGCGCCCAAAGCAGUGAAAAACUUUAAAGUACUUGCAACGAAGGGAAUAAAAGGGAAGUCAUAUAAAGGAACAUGUAUCAAUCGGAUUCUAAAGAGGUUUAUAGUUCAAGGUGGUGAUGUGGUUUCUGACAAUGGAAGUGGUUCGAUUAGUAUUUAUGGAAAGUAUUUCGAUGAUGAAAAUUUGGACACCCAACACACUCUUGCUGGUUUUGUUUCAAUGGCUAAUAAAGGAAAGAACACGAAUGGAUGUCAGUUUAUCAUAACCUUGAAAGGAACACCUUGGUUGGACGGGCUACACACAGUCAUUGGAAAAGUUGUCGAAGGUCAGAACGUGGUGCAUAUGAUAGAACAUACUCCCAUCGAUGUUGACGAUCGCCCGACCAAGCGGGUCUACAUCUCAGACUGUGGCUUGCUGGAAACGGAUCCGUUUUAUAUCACUGACGAUCCAUACGAUUUGUGGUCUUGGCUAAGAGCUGCGGGAGUUCCACUGACCAUGUCAUUCUCAAUUCUUGGCUUCUUUCAUUGGUUGAUAACCAAAAUGAACAUUUGAGAUAUUUAUUUACUGAAACCCACGUAUUGGUAAAUAAUAAA